This is a messenger RNA of Lagenorhynchus albirostris (white-beaked dolphin), 4759 nucleotides long. RefSeq names its product argonaute RISC catalytic component 3 (gene AGO3). NCBI's taxonomy places the organism in Eukaryota, Metazoa, Chordata, Mammalia, Artiodactyla, Delphinidae. The transcript is spliced from 20 exons. Bases 316 to 2898 code for a protein of 860 amino acids. Gene Ontology annotation, biological process: regulation of stem cell proliferation; regulatory ncRNA-mediated gene silencing. The record is from RefSeq and is a predicted model, not a curated record. Gene Ontology annotation, molecular function: protein binding; RNA binding.
CCGGGGAGGUCGGCGGCGGCGCCGCAGUCGUGGAGGGGCACUGGGAUCGUAGGCGGCCGCGGGCGACGCAAGUUCCGCACGGAGCCCGUCUCUUCUCGCCUCACGCUUCUUCCUCUCUCCUAGUUGCGCGCUGCCUCCCGACGGCCGCUCUUCCUGACGAGAGCUUUCGGAGUGCGGUUGCUGAGGAGAAGCCGUCACCACCCCGCCUCGGGGCCGAGUGAGGGUUCCUGUCGCGCCGCGUCGCCCCCUGCGCCGCCUCCUUGCCCUCAGUGGCGGGCGCCCUUCUCGCUGGAAGCAUUCUCCCCAGCUCCAUGAAUGGAAAUCGGCUCCGCAGGACCUGUUGGGGCCCAGCCCCUACUCAUGGUGCCCAGAAGACCUGGCUAUGGCACCAUGGGCAAACCCAUUAAAUUGCUGGCUAACUGUUUUCAAGUUGAAAUUCCAAAGAUUGAUGUCUACCUCUAUGAGGUAGAUAUUAAACCAGACAAGUGUCCUAGGAGAGUGAACAGGGAGGUGGUUGACUCAAUGGUUCAGCAUUUUAAAGUAACUAUAUUUGGGGACCGUAGACCAGUUUAUGAUGGAAAAAGAAGCCUUUACACAGCCAAUCCACUUCCUGUGGCAACUACAGGGGUAGAUUUAGAUGUUACUUUACCUGGGGAAGGUGGAAAAGAUCGACCUUUCAAGGUGUCAAUCAAAUUUGUCUCUCGGGUGAGUUGGCACCUACUACAUGAAGUACUGACAGGACGGACCUUGCCAGAGCCACUGGAAUUAGACAAGCCAAUCAGCACUAAUCCUGUCCAUGCCGUUGAUGUGGUGCUACGACAUCUGCCCUCCAUGAAAUAUACGCCUGUGGGGCGUUCCUUUUUCUCAGCUCCAGAAGGAUAUGACCACCCUCUGGGAGGGGGCAGGGAAGUUUGGUUUGGAUUCCAUCAGUCUGUUCGGCCUGCCAUGUGGAAAAUGAUGCUUAAUAUUGAUGUUUCUGCCACUGCCUUCUACAAAGCACAACCUGUAAUUCAGUUCAUGUGUGAAGUUCUUGACAUUCAUAAUAUUGAUGAGCAGCCAAGACCUCUGACUGAUUCUCAUCGGGUAAAAUUCACCAAAGAGAUAAAAGGUCUGAAGGUUGAAGUGACUCAUUGUGGAACAAUGAGACGGAAAUACCGUGUUUGUAAUGUAACAAGAAGGCCUGCCAGUCAUCAAACCUUUCCUUUACAGUUAGAAAAUGGCCAAACUGUGGAGAGAACAGUAGCACAGUAUUUCAGAGAAAAGUAUACUCUUCAGCUGAAGUACCCACACCUUCCCUGUCUGCAAGUGGGGCAGGAGCAGAAACAUACCUAUCUGCCACUAGAAGUCUGUAAUAUUGUGGCAGGGCAACGAUGUAUCAAGAAGCUAACGGACAAUCAAACCUCCACUAUGAUCAAAGCAACAGCAAGAUCUGCACCAGAUAGACAAGAGGAAAUUAGCAGAUUGGUAAGAAGUGCAAAUUAUGAAACAGAUCCAUUUGUUCAGGAGUUUCAAUUUAAAGUUCGGGAUGAAAUGGCCCACGUAACCGGACGCGUACUUCCAGCACCUAUGCUCCAGUAUGGUGGCCGGAAUCGGACAGUAGCAACACCAAGCCAUGGAGUAUGGGACAUGCGAGGGAAACAGUUCCACACAGGAGUUGAAAUCAAAAUGUGGGCUAUAGCUUGUUUUGCCACACAGAGGCAGUGCAGAGAAGAAAUAUUGAAGGGUUUCACGGACCAGCUGCGUAAGAUUUCUAAAGAUGCAGGGAUGCCCAUCCAGGGCCAGCCUUGCUUCUGCAAAUACGCACAGGGGGCAGACAGCGUGGAGCCCAUGUUCCGGCAUCUCAAGAACACGUACUCUGGGCUACAGCUCAUUAUUGUCAUCCUGCCAGGGAAGACACCAGUGUAUGCGGAGGUGAAACGUGUUGGAGAUACACUUUUGGGUAUGGCUACACAGUGUGUUCAAGUCAAGAAUGUAAUAAAAACAUCCCCUCAAACUCUCUCAAACCUGUGCCUAAAGAUAAAUGUUAAACUUGGAGGGAUCAAUAAUAUUCUUGUACCUCAUCAAAGACCUUCUGUGUUCCAGCAACCAGUGAUCUUUUUGGGAGCAGAUGUCACUCAUCCACCAGCUGGUGAUGGGAAGAAGCCUUCUAUUGCUGCUGUUGUAGGUAGUAUGGAUGCCCACCCAAGCAGAUACUGUGCUACAGUAAGAGUUCAGAGACCCCGACAGGAGAUCAUCCAGGACCUUGCCUCCAUGGUCCGAGAACUUCUCAUUCAGUUUUAUAAGUCAACUCGGUUCAAACCUACUCGUAUCAUCUUUUAUCGGGAUGGUGUUUCAGAGGGACAGUUUAGGCAGGUAUUAUAUUAUGAACUACUAGCAAUUCGAGAAGCCUGCAUCAGUUUGGAGAAAGACUAUCAACCUGGAAUAACUUACAUUGUAGUUCAGAAGAGACAUCACACUCGAUUAUUUUGUGCUGAUAGGACUGAAAGGGUCGGAAGAAGUGGCAAUAUCCCAGCUGGAACAACAGUUGAUACAGACAUUACACACCCAUAUGAGUUUGAUUUUUACCUCUGUAGCCAUGCUGGAAUACAGGGUACCAGCCGUCCUUCACACUAUCAUGUUUUAUGGGAUGAUAACUGCUUUACUGCAGAUGAACUUCAACUGCUAACUUACCAGCUCUGCCACACUUACGUGCGCUGCACACGAUCUGUUUCUAUACCUGCACCAGCGUAUUAUGCUCACCUGGUAGCAUUUAGAGCCAGAUAUCAUCUUGUGGACAAAGAACAUGACAGUGCUGAAGGAAGUCACGUUUCAGGACAGAGCAAUGGACGAGAUCCACAAGCUCUUGCCAAGGCUGUACAGAUUCACCAAGAUACCUUACGCACAAUGUACUUUGCUUAAAAAGUCUAAGAAUAUUCUCUGAGAGGAAGAACUGGAAGAUGAAUCAACAUACAACUUAUGUUUCCAGUGGAGUCAGCUGAGUGGGGAUGCCUCCAGCCAUACAGAAACCAACACUGUGUGGGGGCCAGGAUGCUGAUCUCCCCUUGUUGCAGGCAGUUUGGGCUUUUCCAGCUCAUCACUAACAUGGAUGAGAUCUAUCUUAGUUUUAUAGGAUAAUGAGAAUUACAAGUACUGAAAAGUUGGGGAGAUUCAUGCUUGGGAAAUGAACAAAAAAUCCACCUUGCUGGGUGAGAUAGCUGAGAACAUUGGAUAUAUCAGGAAUACUUUUACUUAAACAAUUUUUGCUGUAAUGUGUAGCUUUAAUAUCUGUCUUCAGUUAUGGACCCCAUGAAAGUAUUACUGUAUCUUGUGAAUAAAGAUCAUUCUUGUGAACUAGUAUAUGGAUGCAUUCAUAGGCUGUGGGAAGCAGUGAUGUGUGUAUGUGUGUGUGUGUGUGUGUGUGUGUGUGUGUGUGUGUAUAAAUAUUCUAUGUUUAUAACACUGUGUAUUACAUAAGUUUAUAUAGAAAAAAUAAUGUGUUUCUUUAGUGUUUGGGGGACUAAAAUUGUAAUAUAACCAUUCCAGUGUAAUCUGACCACUCAGUCUAGAGAACAUUUGUAUUACACACAAAUACACACCCCUAAAGCAUUGCUAACUGCUCCCACUUGAGAUAAUUGCUGCUUUUUUUUUAAGCCCGAAGUAGUGGACAGGAAAUAGCACUCUUUUAAAAGGGGCUUUUCUGAAAAGUAAAAUGUAAAUGUAGGACAUGUGGGGAGGUGGGGCCUCCUGCAAAUGCCCUGCAGAUGGACAAAUAGCCUUUUAAAUUUUACUUUUUAACCAUCUUAACCGUGUGUGCCUAUUUGUACUGCAGAUGUGAAAUAUUUUGGGGAGUUAAUAUCAGUAUGUUUUGAAACUGAAUUAUUACAUAAAAUCAGAGUAACCUCUUUCUCCAUCCUCCUUUUCCACACUGACUCUUCUUGCCAAAUAUACCAAGUUUCAGCAUGGUAAAAUGAUGGACACUCAAACCUCCUUCCUCAUCUUCCCUAUCCUGUCUUACACCUGGUCUGGCCUUAUAUUUUUUGUUGGCUUUUCAUAAGUAAGAACAAUUUACUGUAGUACUUUAGAGACUGCAGAAUUUCAAAAUGUUUAUAAGCCUUCCUUUGUUAAUGUUUGGUUACACGAUAACAUUAGUUAAAACAAUGGAGUAAGUCUGAGUUUGUAAUAUGCUACAAGAUAAAAUCUUGAGUGAUAUUAAACUUGACUGCCACAUUUUAUUAAGAGGAAAUUGGAUUAUAUGGUGGGUGGGAGCUAGUCUAUGAUAUAUAUGUAAUCACUGUAUAAUUAGAAACACCAAAUGUUGAGUCCUAUCACUGUGUACUUGGGGGCCAGGCUUUGGAUAUGGUUGUCAUUUUAAUUCCUCAAAGACUAUAUGUCAUUAAGAUGAGCAGAAGGCAAAUAAAGUUUUUAAACAAAACUACUUUUGGGGGGUAUUUAAAUUUUCUUUCCCCAAAAAAAAUUUACUACAAAAAAACCUAGGGUUGAGACUGAGAAGCUUCAAGCCGCUUUUUAAGCAGUUCAGUCACUUACAAUAUUUUAUGUUAAAGAAAUUGUCAUAAUUCUUUCUGAGCCAAACUGUCACUAAAAUGUCCUGUGACAGAACCACUCCUCUUUUUUCUGCCAUUCUGUGUAUUGGAAGUGUUCUUAGUUGUAUUUGUUUUUAAUCCUUGAUUUUAAAAUAUUAAUGGUUUUAGUGUUGCUUAGCUUCAGUUUGAAGUGUAACUUUCACUAAUAACUGCAAUAAAAAGAAAAGCUUUGCUCCAAA